Messenger RNA from Hemiscyllium ocellatum (epaulette shark), 606 nucleotides. RefSeq names its product RNA-binding protein with multiple splicing 2-like. The transcript has 2 exons. Gene Ontology annotation, molecular function: mRNA binding. Lineage: Eukaryota; Metazoa; Chordata; Chondrichthyes; Orectolobiformes; Hemiscylliidae. The coding region runs from base 1 to 606 and encodes 201 amino acids. The record is from RefSeq and is a predicted model, not a curated record.
AUGUUGCAGUUGUAUCAAGCAUCACCAACUGCCCAGAGGAGGGUGACACAACAGAUUCAAUCAGCUUCCCAGUCACAAGCACAAACUGAUGAAGUCGACAGUGGCCUUCCUAUGGAUAUUAAACCACGUGAGCUUUACCUUCUCUUCCCUUCAUUUAAGGAAUAUGCAGGCUUACUGGUCAAGCUAACAUCAAAACAGCCAGUUGGCUUUGUUACACUUGACAGCAGUGUAGAAGCUGUAAUGAAUGCAUUAAACAGUACUCUAUUUGAUUCUGAAAAUCCUCAGACUCUCUGUGUGGAAUUUGUAAAGGUGAACAAGAUGAUAGCCAAAAGCAAACUGACAGCUACACCUAACUCCACAAAUAUGCAUCCUGCCUUGGCAGCACACUUCAUUGCACACGACCCCUAUGACCUUGCAGGAACAGCAUUGAUUCCUGCAUGUCCAGAAGCCUGGUCUCCCUAUUGCCUGUACACAACAGAACUGACCCCUGCCAUUCCACAUACUGCGUUCACCUACCCUGCUGCUGCACUUCACACUCAGAUGUGCUGGUAUCAUCCAUCUGAAAUACCUCCACAAGGAUGGAAGUCUCAUCAGUUAAAUAUUUAA